GCUGUUCGUACAAACCGGGACAGAAACAAGCAAAGCGUUGGGAGGAAGUCAAGUGAAGCCACCGGAGAGGAAACGCGGAAUUUUCAAUUCAUUUAUUUAUUUAAAAAGCAACUGGACAUGGAAAAGAAAGGCCACCGAGCAACGUGAGCGGCAGCCCAAGAAAUCUGAAACUUGCUAUGGCGAACGUCACGCUCCUGCUGCAAGCCUUGACCUCCAACGCCAGCUCCUUCAAGGCCAACUGCAGCAAUGAAGACAACACCUACAAGUGCAAGUUUGACGAGGAUUUCAAGUACAUCCUCCUGCCCGUCUCCUACGGCCUCGUGUUCGUGGUGGGCCUUUGCCUCAACUUGCUGGCUCUUUACAUCUUCAUCUUCAGGAUCAAGACCUGGAAUGCCUCCACCACCUACAUGUUCCACCUGGCCGUGUCUGACACCCUCUACGUGGUCUCGCUACCGCUCCUGGUCUACUACUACGCCAUGGAGGACAACUGGCCGUUCAGCGUGGGCUUGUGCAAGAUUGUCCGCUUCCUCUUCUACACCAACCUCUACUGCAGCAUCCUCUUCCUGCUCUGUAUCAGCAUCCACCGUUUCAUGGGCAUCUGCCUUCCACUGAAAUCCCUAGAGUGGGGACAAGUCCGCUACGCCCGUUGGGUGUCAGGGAUCGUCUGGGUGGUCGUUAUUAUCUGCCAGUCCCCGGUGCUCUUCUUCGUCACCACCAGUCAGCGGUGCGAAGGCAUCACCUGCCACGACACGUCGGCGAAAGACCUCUUUGGGCAGUUCGUCAUCUAUAGUUCGGUGAUGCUUGUCCUGCUGUUCUGCAUCCCCUUCCUGGUCAUCAUUGUCUGCUACUGCCUGAUGGCCCGCAAACUUCUGCAGCCCACCCGUGGCACCACCCGCAUGUCCAGAUCCAAGAAGAAGUCCAUCAAGAUGAUCAUCAUGGUCUUGGUGGUCUUCAUCGUUUGCUUCUUGCCUUUCCACGUGACUCGCACCUUGUAUUACUCCUUCCGUAACUGGGACCUGAGCUGUCCGACCCUCAAUGCCAUCAACUUGGCAUAUAAAGUCACCCGGCCGUUGGCUAGUACGAACAGUUGCUUGGACCCCAUUUUGUACUUUUUAGCGGGGCAAAAAUUUGUGAAGUUUGCCUGCCCCCAAACGCCAGCGAAGGACGCCAACCAGUCUGGCACGGACAACACACCGAAUUGCCAAAUGCAGGCCAGAAACCAUCUAGCUACGAAAACUUAGCCGGAGAUAUUCCUGACUAUCCAGGCUGCAAAGUAUUACCUACCUAUCUAUGUCGGUAGGAUUUUCAUACUGCAAGAAGGAGAGUUUAUGUACUUGACCUCUGGGGCAUUAGAAGUGUAUUUUCAACCUGUAUCGGCAGGAAAUGGUACAACAGGGGUGUCCAUGUGAACAUAUCACUUUUCCUAUGCACUUUUGUUUUAAGGAAAGGUACUAGUAAAGACGUUGUCCCACCUGGCAAGCCGUAGAACAGUACAAUAGAAACCAGUGAAGGCUGGUGGCUCCGACAUCAGUGGGGUGGUGAAUCAGGUUUCAGCCAGAACCAGUCAGAAUGCUAAAGGAGCCAUUCAAGGUGCUUCACCAUCAUACUCACAUCGGAGUCACCAGCCUCCACUGACAGUACCCUAGUUACCCAAAUGGCUGCAAAGGGAGUGUUUGUUCUACAAAAGGCAAUUUAUCGGAAGCUGGAAUAAACAAGGCCAUCUGUGCAGUGAGAAGCAAUGUGGUAUAGCGGAUAAAGCACUGGGCUUCAGUCCAGUCUACCACAAACAGUGCAUCACAGGGUAACAUUGUGCACAAUUUCAGUUUGCAGGUAGAGGGGAGUUACAUGUGUGAAUGCUAAAAGUCCAAAUAUGCAGAAAACUAGACCCAACUGGACCUUUCCCCAUUUAGCAUCUAGGGGGCAGUUUUUAUGUUGAAGAAUCAUAGAAUCAUAGAAUAGCAGA
This is a messenger RNA of Elgaria multicarinata webbii, 1963 nucleotides long. It is a transcript of the gene P2RY2, whose product is annotated as purinergic receptor P2Y2. Gene Ontology annotation, molecular function: A1 adenosine receptor binding; G protein-coupled UTP receptor activity; G protein-coupled purinergic nucleotide receptor activity. NCBI's taxonomy places the organism in Eukaryota, Metazoa, Chordata, Lepidosauria, Squamata, Anguidae. Gene Ontology annotation, biological process: positive regulation of mucus secretion; phospholipase C-activating G protein-coupled receptor signaling pathway; blood vessel diameter maintenance. Gene Ontology annotation, cellular component: plasma membrane. The transcript is spliced from 2 exons. The record is from RefSeq and is a predicted model, not a curated record. Bases 177 to 1241 code for a protein of 354 amino acids.